Linum tenue is the source of this 442-nucleotide messenger RNA. NCBI's taxonomy places the organism in Eukaryota, Viridiplantae, Streptophyta, Magnoliopsida, Malpighiales, Linaceae. The record is from the annotation of a GenBank genome assembly.
CUCUCUUUUGAGGCAUGUUUGUUCCAUUUUUGUUUUCUAUUUGCGGGUUGUAAUCUUGGCAGCGGUCCUUAGAUGCUUCUCCACUACUUUGUGCUUUCUUACAAAACAGAUCGAUUCUGUUCGGAGCUGCUGUCCGUUCCUGUAGGGCAGCAGGAAAAUAAUGGUGUGGAAGAAGGGGUUUCAUGGAUGAUACUAUUUGGGAACAGAAGAAUUCAGCUCGUGAAGAAGAUGAUGAUGAUGCGGUAUAAUCUGCUCAGCUGAAUGCGUUCUACUUCUGCAUGUCCUCGUCGGUUGUUAGUUACUGAAGUGAAUAUGAACAAACCCAGAUCGCCAUGGAAGAUGAUCAAUAGUUGUAGAAAUAGAGAGUAGCUGAAACCAUGCAUUUGUUCCACUCCACGUGUAUAAUUACAAAAUAUAUAUAUAAUAUACAUAAUGAGCUUCU